GUUUAUAUCGCCUUUCAUUCACUCGCUGUCGGUUUGAUUGGCAAGCAUGCAACGACUGACGUUGAGGCGCAGGUUGUCGUACAAUACUAAUUCAAAUAAAAGGAAAAAAGUUAAGACUCCUGGCGGCAAAGUUGUUUAUAUCUAUGUAAAGAAACGUGGAACAUUUCCAAAAUGUGGUGAUUGCAAAAGUAAACUUUUCGGUAUCAAACCGUCCAGACCUCGUGAAAGGGCCGCAAUGAGUAAAAGACUAAAGACUGUUAACAGAUCAUAUGGUGGUUCACGCUGUCACACUUGUGUACGUAAUCGGAUCAUACGUGCUUUCAUGAUGGAGGAGCAGAAAGUUUUGAAACAACUCAUCAAGGAACAAAAAAGAAGAGAAAAGAAAGUUACUUCGGAACAUAAAAAAUAAAUAAUAAACAAAAGCUCUGGGAUGUCUGAUUUUUCUUUAUAUUGGGAUAGUUUAUUGCGUUUCACCAAUAGCUCAUUAUAUACCGUGAAGUCGACUGUCGGCCUCAUACCUAAAAAGCCUGUAUAUAGGCGUGCAAAUGCGUUGUGCUUUCUAUUGUUUCAAAUCAGUUAAAUUAUUUUUAAGAAGUUAUGGUGAAGAGUAA
Schistosoma turkestanicum is the source of this 611-nucleotide messenger RNA. The record is from the annotation of a GenBank genome assembly. Lineage: Eukaryota; Metazoa; Platyhelminthes; Trematoda; Strigeidida; Schistosomatidae.